This is a messenger RNA of Malassezia globosa CBS 7966, 1323 nucleotides long. RefSeq lists its product as uncharacterized. Gene Ontology annotation, biological process: pentose-phosphate shunt, oxidative branch; glucose metabolic process. The coding region runs from base 1 to 1323 and encodes 440 amino acids. Lineage: Eukaryota; Fungi; Basidiomycota; Malasseziomycetes; Malasseziales; Malasseziaceae. The record is from RefSeq and is a predicted model, not a curated record. The transcript has a single exon. Gene Ontology annotation, cellular component: cytosol. Gene Ontology annotation, molecular function: NADP binding; glucose-6-phosphate dehydrogenase activity.
AUGACGCAAGACGAGUUCAAUAACCGCAUUUCAUCUUUUUUCAAAUGUUCAGAGAAGCAGAAGAAAGAGUUCCUUGGGCGGUGUCAUUACAUUGCCGGUCAAUAUGAUGACGACCAGUCGUUCCGAGAGCUUAAUGCAAAAAUCGUGUCAUUGGAAGACGCACGACACAGCGAGCAUCGCCAUCGCGUCUUUUACCUAGCGCUUCCACCCAAUGUAUUGUUACCGGUGUCGGGCCAACUACGCAAGCACUGCUACUCUGAAAACAAUGUGAAUCGCAUCGUGAUUGAAAAGCCUUUCGGACGUGAUCUUGAGUCGUGCAAAGACAUGCUCGAGAAAAUGCGGAGCACAUGGAGCGAGGCUGAGACGUUCCGUAUCGACCACUAUCUUGGCAAAGAAAUGAUAAAAAAUAUUCUUCCGUUCCGUUUCGGCAAUGCUUUUGUUGAGCACAUGCUUAACCGCUGGAUGGUUGACAACGUUCAAAUCACUUUCAAAGAACCAUUUGGCACCGAAGGACGCGGUGGUUACUUUGACGAAUUUGGCAUCAUCCGCGAUAUCCAACAAAACCAUCUGUGCCAAGUAUUUUCACUGUUGACGAUGGACGAGCCGGAAAACUUUACACCAGAGGCCAUCCGUGAUGCGAAAGUCAAGCUCCUUCGCUCCGUGCGUCCCAUUUCAAAAGACCAUGUCCUCCUCGGUCAGUAUGCUGCAGCAAAUGGCAAGCCUGGCUAUAAGGACGAUGAAACAGUUCCAAAGGAUAGUAACACGCCGACGUUUGCCGCAAUCGUGCUGCACAUUGACAAUGAACGUUGGCGCGAUGUGCCUUUUAUCAUGAAGGCUGGCAAAGCCCUUGAUGAAGGAAAAGCGGAAAUUCGCGUUCAGUUCCGCGACAUUGAGCAUAAACUUGAUAAGAUUGAGAGAAACGAGCUUGUACUGCGUAUCCAGCCAGGUGAGGCUCUCUACCUGAUCAUUAAUGCGAAAUUGCCUGGCAUGGCAAGCACCACUGUUCCUGUGGAACUGGACUUGACGUACCGUGAUCGGUUCCAAAAUGCUUACAUCCCCGAAGCCUAUGAGGCGCUUAUCCUUGACUGCCUCCGUGAUGAGCAUGCUAACUUCGUGCGUGAUGACGAGCUAGUCGCAAGCUGGUCUCUCUUUACUCCUAUCUUGAGCGCCAUUGAAAAAGGUGAAGUCCCUUGUGUGCCUUACGACUACGGGUCGCGUGGCCCAGAGCAGCUCAACGACUUUAUCGGCAAGUUCGGUUACAAGCACCUGGAUAAUUACACAUGGCCUGGAACAAAUGCCAAAGAAGCUGCUUCUAAAGCCUAG